UUGUGGGGUUUGAUAUUUGCUUGCUGGUUAGGUUUGAUAUUUUAUUACGGAUGAUGUAUUAUUAGUUAAAUUCGGUCAGUGUGAAGUUGCGUGAAUAAAUAGUUCAAAUUCAUUUGCAAAAAAAAAAAAAAUGCAUUUCGUACAAAAAGUUCAAUUUCACCGGCGUAACGCUGUUGACAUGUGCUCAACACUGAAGUACUAGCAAUGCCUUCAUUAGAACGAGCUGCAGUAUAGUUUGUUAUUUAUUUGCUUGUUCUUGUAGAUCCCUGUGUAAGUGGGGUCACCGCUUUAUUGAGUCAUGUCCGUGCCGGCUAUUCAGAGCAGUAGUGUUUUGUUCCGAAGGAUUUUGUCCCAGUUCCCACAGGACAUCAGCCUGGCUUUUACAUAUGGCUCAGGGGUGUUCAGGCAAACUGGGACCACCCAAGGUCAAAUGGGGAACAACAUGAUAGACUUUGUGAUUGCUGUCGAUGAUCCACCAACCUGGCAUACUAUGAACCUGAUGCAGAACCGGAAGCAUUAUUCCUUCCUGCGCUUCCUGGGCCCCAAACAAGUCAGCAACGUGCAGAUGAAUUAUGGAGCAGGAGUCUAUUACAAUACAUUGGUGCCAUGUGAUGGCAGGGUGAUUAAGUAUGGUGUUAUCAGCACUGAUACAUUAAUCGAAGACUUGCUUCACUGGAACACAUUGUAUGUGUCUGGGAGGCUCCACAAACCAGUUAAAAUCCUGGUGCAGAAUGAGAAUGGAAAGCUGCAGGCUGCACUGAUUAGCAACCUUAAGAGUGCAGUCACUGCAGCUUUCCUCAUGCUUCCAGAGAGCUUCUCAGAAGAGGAUCUGUUUGUCCAGAUUGCUGGACUCUCGUACGCAGGGGAUUUUAGGAUGGUAAUAGGGGAAGACAAAUCCAAGGUGCUGAACAUUGUCAAGGCCAACCUGCCUCACUUUCAGAAGCUGUACAGCAGCUUUCUUCAGGAUUGUCCACAGGUGGUUUACAAGCAGCAUCAGGGAAAAUUGGAGAUUGAUAAAAGCCCAGAGGGUCAGUUUGUUCAACUGAUGGGUCUGCCCAGGACUCUCCAGCAGCAGAUCACCCGACUUGUGGACCCCCCAGGAAAGAACAGAGAUGUAGAAGAGAUGUUGCUGCAGGUGGCCCAGGACCCAGACUGUGGAUUAGUAGUACAGCAAGGUAUAUCUGCAAUAGUGAAAUCUUCAAGUAUAACCCAGAGUGCGAAAGGAAUUCUAACUGCUGGCCUGUUGAAAACUGUGUCAUAUAGCGUGAAGAAACUCCUGAAAAUGUGGAAAGGGUCGAGAAGGAAGUCCCACUGAUCUAUCUCUUUGCACACUGUACACUGUAUUCUACUGUAUGUAUUAUUAAAGUCACCUAUUUUGAUAGUAUGUGCCUGUGUGUUCGUGUGGACAUGUUUCUUGCUGAUUGAAAGGUAUCACUUGAAUUUGAAGUUUUUAUUUCUCUCUGAAAUUGAAGGCCAAUUGAUAUUUGAAGCGGUUUUAAGCAGCGACUGUGAUUUAAAAAAAAAAAAGGAGGUUGGAUAUGAGAGAUCUAGUCAUUUAUUGAGAGAAUUUAACAGACAAGUACAUACAGUACAAACAGUGUGCUCCUCAACCCGUGUCAUGACUGGUCGUCCUGCAGAGAUGAUGCAACCACUUAAAACAUCA
Polyodon spathula (Mississippi paddlefish) is the source of this 1663-nucleotide messenger RNA. RefSeq names its product TAM41 mitochondrial translocator assembly and maintenance homolog (gene tamm41). Gene Ontology annotation, cellular component: mitochondrion. Gene Ontology annotation, molecular function: phosphatidate cytidylyltransferase activity. Gene Ontology annotation, biological process: CDP-diacylglycerol biosynthetic process; cardiolipin biosynthetic process. The record is from RefSeq and is a predicted model, not a curated record. Lineage: Eukaryota; Metazoa; Chordata; Actinopteri; Acipenseriformes; Polyodontidae. The transcript has 8 exons. Bases 299 to 1315 code for a protein of 338 amino acids.